ACCUUCUAAGUUUAAACCCACAGAGAGAGACAUGACACACCCCCAGCGCCUAUAAAUAGCAGCCCUCGCAGCAGAGACACCAACAAAACCACCAGAGCUUCUCCAAGAGCAAAGGACUUCCAGGAGCCAACAUACUAGAUACAGGAAGCAUUAGCUCAGUAGAAUCCCACAAGAGAAGCUUUACCUGCUCCAAGGAUGUCCUCACCGAGCUCAGACUCGGAGUGGAGCAAGAAGGAGAACAAGAUGUUUGAGGAGGCGCUUGCCUACUACGGCAUGGGCGCCCCCAACCUCUGGGAGAAGGUGGCCAGCGCCAUGGGGGGCACCAAGUCCGCCGAGGAGGUGCGCCGCCACUUCCAGUUCCUUGUUGACGACGUCAAGAACAUCGAGCACGGACGCAUCCCCUUCCCCAAGUACAAGACCCGGGGCUUCUGGACCUAAAAGGUAUAAUUCUCAACCAAAAACUGCACAGACAUUAGAUGCUCUGUUUCUAGUAGCAAGUUUCAGUUGAGCGUAAGCAUACCAAUUACUGCUGUAUCUGUCUACUUGCUGGGACCAUCUUGUUACCAUAGAUGUUUUAACUCAAGGCAGAUCAUGCAGGAGUAUUUAUGUAUUUUUAUUUUCUUUAGA
Messenger RNA from Triticum dicoccoides, 627 nucleotides. RefSeq names its product protein RADIALIS-like 3. NCBI's taxonomy places the organism in Eukaryota, Viridiplantae, Streptophyta, Magnoliopsida, Poales, Poaceae. The record is from RefSeq and is a predicted model, not a curated record. The coding region runs from base 196 to 438 and encodes 80 amino acids. Gene Ontology annotation, molecular function: DNA-binding transcription factor activity. The transcript has a single exon.